CGGAGGCAGCAGACACACACACACAGACACAGACACGUAGUAGGCGGAGGCAAGAGGCCACACACAUACACACACAUACAUUGGAGGGAACCCCAUCAGCUGUGGGAGGCAACACAGCUUUAACUUACUUUUAUUUUUCCAACUCUGCUCUUCAAAUUCACAGAUUUUUAAGCAGUGAUUUUAGAUGUGAGCUACUGAGGAGUACAGCGAGAGCCCCGCGGUGAAAACGAGCAUCCUUAUAUUUUAACAAGGGGACCAGUGGAGGGAGAAGAAAAAAAACAGAAAACACGGACUACAGAAGGUGGCUUUGAAAGCAUGGAAUAUUUCAUGAUGCCGACAGAGAAGAUACCGUCCUUACAGCAGUUCAAGAAGACGGAGAAGGAUGUUAUAGGAGGUCUCUGCAGCCUGGCCAACAUCCCGCUCAGUCCGGAGACAGCCCAGGACCAGGAGAGACGAAUCCGCCGUGAGAUCGCCAACAGCAACGAACGCCGGCGCAUGCAGAGCAUCAAUGCAGGCUUCCAGUCCCUCAAAACACUCCUGCCCCACACAGACGGAGAGAAACUCAGCAAGGCGGCCAUCUUGCAGCAGACAGCGGACUACAUCUUCACCUUGGAGCAGGAAAAGACACAGCUCCUGGCACAGAACAACCAGCUCAAACGCUUCAUCCAGGAGUUCAGUGGCUCAUCACCGAAGAGGAGGCGAGCAGAGGAGAAGGAUGAGGGGAUCGGGUCUCCAGACACACUGGAGGAGGAGAAGGUCGAGGAGCUGAGGAGGGAGAUGUUAGAGCUGCGACAGCAGCUGGACAAGGAGCGCUCGGCUCGUAUGCAGCUGGAGGAGCAGGUGCGCUCUCUCGAUACCCAGCUGCACCCAGAGCGUCUGAAGGUGAUCACCCAGCAGGUGGAGGAGGAGCAAGCGCUCAUCCAGAGCCAAACGCUGUUACGGCUGCAGCAGAUCCACGCCGCUGACAGACAAACGCACAGUCCGCAGGUGCUGGCUCCUCCCACUCCCCCUGCCCCGACCCAUCACCCCACAGUCAUCGUUCCAGCUCCGACACUAACCCAGCACCAUCACGUCACUGUGGUGACCAUGAGCCCGUCUGUCCACACCAGCACUGUGUCCACGUCCAGACAGAACCUGGACACCAUUGUGCAGGCCAUCCAGCACAUCGAACGCACUCAGGAGAGGAAAGCCAGCGCCGAGGAGGAGCAGAGACGAGCUGUAAUUGUUAGCCCCGUGCACGUUGCCAUGGACACCGCCUGCUCAGACACAGACACCGACACGGAGGGAGAGGACUGCUCGAUGAACUGAUCGACCCCACGAACGAACACAAACACACAAACACUUCAAAUAACUUCUCACUGUAAGAUUCCCUCCAGGAGCUUGACUACUUUUUAAAAAAAAAAAAAAAAAAAAAAAAAAAAAAUCUGUCUUUGGCAUUAUCCAAACUCCUAAAUCCAGUGGUUAAGCUCACAGUCAGUCUUGUACUGUAAAAUCGCUGAAGAUUGAAGACAUAGGAUGGUCAGCGUGCAGAGGAGGCCCUGUGGGAUUUCUAGAGGCUGUUUUUCAAUGUCUGAGCCGGUCUGUCGCUGCUUGAAAACUUAGGGGUCUCCUCUUGUAGAAAGCUAUCAGCAACCGUCCGUCCUUCAUGUGUGUUUAUGUGUGCUACAUACAGUCACAGUAUCAGUUGCCCAUCCUUCACUGGCACGCUGACAGUAUUAAUUGUGCUAGAAAUUGAUGGAUUUUGUCAUAACGGAGAGUUGAAUGUAACAACACAAUAAGCACGCAGCUCUUGAUUCUCAAAAGGGACGUGGAGUUGCAGUUAAUUUUCCCCAGUCUUAAUUUUGUUUUUUCUUUGUUUCCCAGUUCAUUUAUUCUAGUGCCAGUGGCCAUGAAACCCAACUUAUCUACAACUGAGGGCAUUUCUAAAUUGAAAUAUUUGGGCGAAAUACACACUUAAUUGCAAAGUUAUACAUGUGGAAAGAAAUUCUAUCCUAUUGACUUGGUUGUGUUUUGAUAUCUAAAUAAGCCCUUAAAAAUAAGCUGUUGAACAAUUUACAUUGAUCAUCUUUUGGUUUUAAUGUUGUUUGUGUCUUUUGUUAACAUUUUUUUUUCUGUCAGGGUUACUGAAUGUUGAAGGUGAACAUUUUGUUAUAUUGAGAUUAACAACUUAAAAUUGGAGGUUUGUCAGGUUUUCACAGGGAACCGGAGGCCUUCAGGUAAAUUCAUAAGUCU
Molecule: messenger RNA, 2232 nt
Organism: Xiphias gladius (swordfish)
Lineage: Eukaryota; Metazoa; Chordata; Actinopteri; Istiophoriformes; Xiphiidae
Product: transcription factor AP-4-like
Exons: 7
Coding region: 316-1308 (330 amino acids)
Biological process (GO): regulation of transcription by RNA polymerase II
Cellular component (GO): nucleus
Molecular function (GO): DNA-binding transcription factor activity, RNA polymerase II-specific; RNA polymerase II cis-regulatory region sequence-specific DNA binding; protein dimerization activity
Source: RefSeq, a predicted model, not a curated record